Messenger RNA from Neurospora hispaniola, 1092 nucleotides. RefSeq lists its product as uncharacterized. The record is from RefSeq and is a predicted model, not a curated record. Lineage: Eukaryota; Fungi; Ascomycota; Sordariomycetes; Sordariales; Sordariaceae. The coding region runs from base 1 to 1092 and encodes 363 amino acids. The transcript has 4 exons.
AUGCAGCUCAUCUCUGUCUUCACUACCUUUGCCGCUUUCAAGGUCGCCGCCGCGCUUCCCUCGGCCGUCAAGGGCGCCAACGACCUCGUGACCCGCGACGGUUUAUUGGGUUCCAAGCUUUGCACCGACGUCAACUUCACUGGGAACUGCGAGACCAUUACCAACGUGGCCAAUGGCCUGAAGCCCAACCAAUGCAUUCUUGUCGACUCUUAUCUCGCACGCAAGGGGAUCUCCUCGAUUCAACCCCUGGAGAGGUCGUGGUGCACUUACUACCUGACCGCCAACUGCCAGGAUCUCAGCUUGGACAACUGCGGACACUACGACGCCACUUCCCCUAUUGACGAUUUGACGACGGUACCUCUACUUUCAUGUAAAACCAACAGCAUCCGCUUCAACAAUUCCAUCUCUAUCUUCAUCAUGCACUCUACAUCACUGACGCAAUCCGCUCAUCUCAUCGCCCUCACCUCCUCCAUAUCAGCAGCCAUCAUCUCCCAUGUUCCCGUCUUGUCCCGCGACACCACCUCCAACGAUACUUCCAUUGACGACUCAACCAACUCCUCCUCCUCCUCCUCCGAUAUGGCACUCACCCACCCCCUAAACUUCACCUCCCUCACCUCCACCUCUUUUACCUCCCUCGACGUCGCCCAACCCUCUUUCUGCCCCUACGACUCCCUCAACCAACCCCACCCUGUACUCUCUUACGACCUCUCCACCGCCCCCCUCGCCGCGGACUGCGCGCACAUUCUCGAUAUCAUCAACGACACCCAGCCCCGCGGAUACUGGACGUUUGAUAUGUCUGAUCUCGAAAAGGGGAUUACGCUGAUCCAGUACGGGAGUUGUGCGUUUGAGAUGAUCAAGGAUGGGGAGGUUAGCGAGGGUGGUGAUGGGAAGAAUAACAGCAGAAAGACAGAACAGGUCAAGUGGGGGGUGGAGGAGCUCAAGUUUUAUUUGGGGACGUGGUUGCAGAAGCAGAGGCAUGGGAGGCUGGGGGCUGUGGGAGAGGUGGAUUGUUGGGUGGAGGGGGAGCAGAAGAAGGAGGAAGGCGGGGUGAGGGUUAGGUGGAUGGUUGUGCGGCGGCAGCAGGAGAAGUAG